GGGAGUUUACGGUAGUUUCGCGGAUAGCUGUAGAAGGCAUGGAGGCGAUACUGAACUGCACAAAAGAAGAUUUGGAAGAUUAUUACGGGCUUCUCGGCUGCGAUGAACUCUCAACGACUGAACAGAUUGCCAGUGAGUUUAAAGUGAGAGCUCUGGCCUGCCAUCCUGACAAACACCCCGAGAACCCCACAGCAGUGGAGGAGUUCCAGAACUUACAGGAGGCUAAAGAGGUUCUCACGGAUGAGAAGAAAAGAAAGAAUUAUGAUCUCUGGCUCAGAAGUCGAAUUGCAAUCCCGUUCAGCGAGUGGCGAGCACUCAGUGACUCUGUUAAAACGUCAAUGCAUUGGGCCGUGAGGAGCAAGAAAGAAGCGAUGCUUGAGGCUGCAAAAGAUCCAGAUCCAGUGAGCGUGCACAAAGUGAAUCUGUCAGAGGAGAAACCCUCUGAAUCCUAUGAUUAUUGGCAUCACAGGUUUCGCUGGGCUGGUGAAGCUCCCUCAGGCCUUUUACAGAAGUUCAGGAACUAUGAAAUAUAAAUGCAUAUUUUAUCACAUUCGAUGCUUAGCUUUUGUGUGCAAGUGCAUGCACUCCAUAUAUAGAGGAAAGAAUCAAAAUGUCAUUAUUAUGCAUAACGUUGUUUUGUAGAAAGAUGAGAUAUAUUGACAUAGCAGUGAUGCUUUCUAUGCCUUAAAUGUCCAUUUUUUGUUGAAGUAUGAGUAAAAAACGUUUUCAAGCCUGCAGAUUUGUGCAAGAAAUGAUUAUAGAGUUUAUUUUAA
Messenger RNA from Carassius carassius (crucian carp), 773 nucleotides. RefSeq names its product dnaJ homolog subfamily C member 12-like. Bases 39 to 533 code for a protein of 164 amino acids. NCBI's taxonomy places the organism in Eukaryota, Metazoa, Chordata, Actinopteri, Cypriniformes, Cyprinidae. Gene Ontology annotation, cellular component: cytoplasm. The record is from RefSeq and is a predicted model, not a curated record. The transcript is spliced from 5 exons.